Molecule: messenger RNA, 570 nt
Organism: Parnassius apollo (apollo)
Lineage: Eukaryota; Metazoa; Arthropoda; Insecta; Lepidoptera; Papilionidae
Source: the annotation of a GenBank genome assembly
AUGAAAAUACCUACCUGUCAAAUAUUCGCGUGGACGGAUUCCACGAUAGUCCUCUCUUGGCUCUUCGGGAAUCUGUCUAGGUGGAAUACAUUCGUGAGAAACAGAGUUGUUGAGAUCUUAGAUAACAUUGGCAACCAGAACUGGUAUCACGUUCAAUCACAAGACAACCCUGUUGAUGCUGCUUCUAGAGGGAAGCAUGUGCUAGAUCUAAAAGAUGAUAAAAUGUGGUGGAAUGGUCCUGAAUGGCUAAGCACAAGUAAUAUUAAAUACAGCAGAUCAGAAACCAUAACAACGAACCUAGAAAGAAAGAUCAUAUCAGUACAAGUAAAUCUAAAACAAACAAGCGGAAGUUAUAGUAUAGCUACUGAGUUUAGCAGAUGUGAUAAUUUAACAGAGCUAUUGAAAAUUAUAACAUAUUGUAAAAGAUUCUUAAAAGGAAGGGAAUUAGGAAAUAAGGAAACUACAAUAACUACAAUAACAAGGAAAUUAGAAGAAGCUUUAAAAAUAUGUAUAAAAAUUGUACAAAGGGACACAUUUGAAGAAGACAUACAAACCUUACCUAGAUCAUGA